Molecule: messenger RNA, 1824 nt
Organism: Williopsis jadinii
Lineage: Eukaryota; Fungi; Ascomycota; Saccharomycetes; Phaffomycetales; Wickerhamomycetaceae
Product: MFS general substrate transporter
Exons: 1
Coding region: 1-1824 (607 amino acids)
Biological process (GO): transmembrane transport
Cellular component (GO): membrane
Molecular function (GO): transmembrane transporter activity
Source: RefSeq, a predicted model, not a curated record
AUGAGGGAGGCGAGCUCUGAGACGCAGCCAUUGCUGGACCCGGACUAUAUCGCUGAAGAAGCUGCUGUACAGAUUUUCGAAUCCGCCAUCACAGACGUUGACCAGGAAGAUGACAGUGACGAUAUCAGGUGGUUACGCGAACAGAGGCUGGCGCACAAGUCCUUGGCCUGGCACCGUAAGCCCACGGUUACGAUCAUGUGCGCGGUGUUGUUUCUCUAUUUUGUCUCAGCGAUGGUGUACGUUGCGAGCUAUGUGAUGUUGCUGCUCACGAGAGUGUGUAUCCACGAGCAGUCGCUGGACGCGUCAGUGGUUUGCUCAGACUCACGAGUACAGCAGUCGAUGACCUCAAUCCAGGCUAAGAUACUGCUGGCCAACGGUGUGGUUGGUGUCAUUGCAGGAGGGAAGAUUGGUGGGAUGAGUGAUAGGGUUGGGAGAAAGCCUCUGUUGAUAUUUGCAUGUGGAAUGGCACUGAUCAAUAAGAUCGGCGACCUGUUGUUGAUUUUGGAAUCUACACCAUUCCACCCGUGGUUUUUCAUUCUCAAUGGUGGAAUAAUGGGGCUCGGAGGUGGCAUCUCGAUGAUGGUUAGCUUGGCAUCGAGCUAUGUCACUGAUAUCGUGGAGCCUCAUGCAAGAACCACAAUGCUGGGGUUCACCAUUGGUGCAUUUUAUGCUGGACUAGGGGUUGGACCUCUUAUCGGUAGCUUCAUUGUACAUGGAACAGGCGAGCCGCUCUACACCCUGUACGUGUCCAUCGGACUCAACAUAUGCUUGGUGGUAUUGGGGAUAUUUGUCAUACCAGAGUCUCGUCCUCAGAAAUCGUUGCAUAGAUCACAGUCUAUGCAUCUCCAGAGAAGAGCAAGUUUUGCCUCUCAAAGGUCAAUUAGACCUCCAUCAUGGAAGAAUUAUAUACAUGAUGUUUAUGACUCUGUUGCCGAGAGUUUAUCAAUCGUUCAGAACCUAUGGCUACCAAAGCACAGAGCCAUCGGAUUCAUCCCACGCUACAACUUUGUUCUUCUCGUCGCAGUGGAAUGCCUAGUGAUUGCAUCUGCCGUGGCCAUUGGCGGACCGAUAGUGAUGUACGCUGUUUACAACUUCCACGCAAACUCCGAAGCUCUUGGUUACUAUAUUGCAGCCACAGGGUUAUCAAAGACCUUUGUUCUGUACUUCGUCUCCCCACUACUAUUACAUUUGUUGAAGAAGAUUUCGACUGUUCACUGGUCAGCACCGGAUCGUAUUGAUAUGAUAAUGAUUUCAAUCGCGGUGUUCUUUGAGCUGUGUGUACCACUUCUUGUUCUCGUUGCAAAGAACGAGAUGACAGUCUUUGCAACGGCAAUACUAGGGUCAUUAGGUGCGUUUUGUACACCAACAGUACAAUCAACCAUCAUCAAGUACGUCCCAGAGAACAAAACAGGCACGAUCUUCGGAGCAUUGGCUGUUCUGAAGAAUAUCAUCGGCAUGCUGGCACCUUCUGGUGCGCUGUACGUUUACAGCCAAACUGUCAACUUCAUGCCCAAGGCCGUGUUCUACGUAUUUGUAGCUCUUCUGUUUAUAGCAGCUGUGCUUAUACAGUUUGUCAGGCUGCAUGGAGAGAUCGACAUCAACGAGUUCCACAAGAAGAGAAGCAGCUCGAUAGAGAGCCUCCCAUCGUCAUCCUCGGUAUCCACGAUGAACUCCACACAGGAGACACAUGGCCAAACCCACUCGGAGACUAAUCCGCAACCUGCAAAGAACAGUGCCAACGUCACGACAAUAGAGUCUGUCAUCGCUGGUAGAAGAGCAUCCGUCUCACUACAACGGGAUCACCAGAAACAAACAAAGGGAUAA